This is a messenger RNA of Symbiodinium necroappetens, 378 nucleotides long. The record is from the annotation of a GenBank genome assembly. NCBI's taxonomy places the organism in Eukaryota, Dinophyceae, Suessiales, Symbiodiniaceae.
AAUUGUACCUUGUGCCCUGCAGGCACCUUUGGGACUGCUUAUGGUGCCGACUCGGAUGAUGCUUGCAGAGGUUGCGGCCCUGGCAAUUUUAGCGGUGAGGGGUGGACAUUUUGCGAGACGUGUCCAUUGGGAACCAUCAGCACUGGGAAUGCGUCUUCAUGCGAUUUCUGCACAGCCGGUCGCAUCGCCGAGUCCCCUGGGCUGGACGUUUGCAGCCCCUGCACUGCUGGCCGCUAUGGGUUCAAUACUUCCACGUGCGUCGACUGUGGGCCAGGUCGAUACAGCCAGGAGCUGGGAGCAGAGGGCAGCGAAUCCUGUUUGGCUUGUCCUGCAGGACGAGCUUCUGCUGCCUAUGGUGCCGACUCGCCUUUACGCUGU